UGGAGCCAGUGUUCUGUUGUUGUUGUAGAAGUUGUUCCGCAUUACCCCCGGUAUAUCCCCGGUAUAUCCCCGGUAUUAUCCCGGUAUUAUCCCGGUAUAUCCCGGUAAAGCAGGAACAUUGCUUGGUGCAGCUGCAUUGGUGAGAAGGCUCAGGAGGAGGAGGAGGAACUGCGGGACGUGAUGACUGAGAAGGAAACAGAGACAGAGAAGAUUAUAACAGAUGCAAUGGCUAAUCCUUCUCCUGCAAAGAGCAUGGGUGACCCUGGAAUCACCCCACUGUCUCCUUCACAUACUCAGCAGACCGACACAGACCAGAUGCCGUCGGGGCCUUCCUUCGUGGUGGUGGUUGCCAUUGAUUUUGGCACCACGUCCAGCGGUUAUGCUUACGCCUUCACUAAGGAGCCAGAGUGCAUUCACACUAUGAGGCGUUGGGAAGGCGGGGACCCUGGGGUGUCCAAUCAGAAGACUCCAACCACGAUCCUGCUGACUCCGGACAGGAAGUUCCAUAGUUUUGGCUACGCGGCCCGUGACUUCUACCAUGACCUGGACCCCAGCGAGUCCAAACAAUGGCUCUAUCUGGAGAAAUUCAAAAUGAAGCUCCACACUACUGCAAAUCUGUCUAUCGACACAGACCUCCAUGCAGCCAAUGGGAAGCGAGUGAAAGCUCUGGAUAUCUUUGCAUAUGCAUUGGCCUUCUUUAAGGAGCAAGCACUAAAGGAGCUGAGUGAUCAGACAGGCAGUGAGUUUGACAACAAUGAUGUGAGAUGGGUGAUCACUGUUCCUGCCAUCUGGAAAAUGCCUGCAAAGCAGUUCAUGAGGGAAGCUGCCUAUAAGUCUGGUCUGGUGUCCCGUGAAAACCCAGAGCAGCUGAUUAUCGCCUUAGAACCAGAGGCAGCAUCAAUCUACUGCCGCAAGCUCCGCCUCCACCAGAUGGUGGACCUGGGCAUCCAUACCACCCAGAACGGCUGCAGCCCCACCGACAACGUGGGCAGUGGAAUGACCCAAGCAAAGGAGCAUGUUCGGCGCAACCGACAGAGCCGCACCUUUUUGGUGGAAAAUGUCAUAGGGGAACUUUGGUCGGAGCUGGAAGAAGGUGACCGUUAUGUGGUGGUGGACUGUGGGGGAGGAACAGUGGACCUGACUGUUCAUCAGAUCCGUCUUCCAGAGGGACACCUAAAAGAGCUCUAUAAGGCCUCAGGUGGUCCAUAUGGCUCCCUCGGCAUUGACUUUGAAUUUGAGAAGCUAUUGUGUAAGAUCUUUGGCCAGGAUUUCAUUGACCAGUUUAAGAUCAAGAGGCCGGCCGCCUGGGUGGACCUGAUGAUUGCGUUUGAGUCUCGGAAGAGGGCAGCAGCCCCUGAUAGAACCAACCCCCUCAAUAUUAACCUGCCCUUCUCCUUUAUUGACUACUACAAGAAGUUCCGGGGCCACAGCGUGGAACACGCCCUUCGCAAAAGCAAUGUGGAUUUCGUGAAAUGGUCGUCUCAGGGGAUGCUGAGGAUGAGUCCAGAAGCUAUGAAUUCCCUCUUCAAGCCCACCAUAGACCACAUCAUCCAACAUCUCACUGAGCUCUUUGAGAAGCCGGAGGUGAGCGACAUUAAGUUCCUGUUCUUAGUGGGAGGUUUUGCUGAGUCUCCCCUGCUUCAGCAAGCUGUCCAGGACAUGCUCCAGGGCCGCAGCCGCAUCAUCAUACCCCACGACGUGGGCCUCACUAUUCUGAAGGGCGCUGUGCUGUUCGGCCUGGACCCCAGCAUCAUUAAAGUGCGUCGCUCGCCUCUCACCUACGGGGUGGGCGUCCUCAACCGCUUCGUGGAGGGCAAGCACCCGCCGGAGAAGCUGCUGGUAAAGGAUGGCACGCGCUGGUGCACCGAUGUCUUCGACACCUUCAUCGCCGCCGACCAGUCAGUGGCGCUGGGCGAGAUGGUGAAGCGGAGCUACACUCCGGCCAAGCCCUCUCAGCAGGUCAUCGUCAUCCACGUCUACUGCUCCGAGAAGGAGAAGGCGGGGUUCAUCAGCGAGCCCGGCAUCCGGAAGUGUGGGACACUUCGCCUGGAUGUGAGCGGAACGGAAAGUACGGCGCCGCGCCGCGAGAUCCAGACGCUCAUGCAGUUUGGUGACACGGAGAUUCGGGCCAUGGCAGUGGAUGUGUCCACCGGACGCACCGUUAAAGCUAGCAUUGACUUCCUAAGCCAUUAAGAAGGGAACGAGAGAGCUAAUGUUGUAAUUGUUAGAACCAAUGGGAAUGGAAACAUACAGCUUGCACACACACACACACACACACACACACACACACACACACACACACACACACACGCACACACACACACACACACACACACACACACACACACACACACACAAACAAACUAGGAAUAUUUACUGUAAAGUGGUUAAUGAUGAAGGCUUAGUCACUCUCAGUUGAAAAGUGUUGGUGGUAAAUGGCUUGAAUGUAGAAUCCAUAAGAAAGGGAAAAGACAGUCUGGAUGGGUUCUUUGUGUUCUGGGUCCUGUAGUCUAACUGCUGUUCACACUCAUAUCACACCCACAGACCCCAUGCUGAGGCUACAGCUCCAGGGACAGGAAAGAUAAAGGCCAUAAUGUAUGUAAAGGACAGCUUUUCAGAUCUUCCCUCUGUGCUUUCUCAAAGCCAGAAAAAAAACAAGACAUACAGUAUUUUACUAACAUGGUGGAUCCACAUUCAGAAUGCAUCUUUACAUUCUUCACUUUAUGUUUGUCAGAUUACAGCAGAUCAUUGCUUAUCUGUGCACUACAAAACAUUUGUAUGCACAUACAGGUCGUACUAACAUGUCAUCAGUUUGGAUGGAAGGUCCUAACACUCUUCAUGUGCUUCAAGAAAGACAUCCGCUCCCCCUCACUACAGUGCUAAAGGUCAUACCAGUGGUUUUGCAUGAUUCAACCGUU
Messenger RNA from Anoplopoma fimbria (sablefish), 2918 nucleotides. RefSeq names its product heat shock protein 12A (gene hspa12a). The transcript is spliced from 12 exons. The coding region runs from base 181 to 2193 and encodes 670 amino acids. NCBI's taxonomy places the organism in Eukaryota, Metazoa, Chordata, Actinopteri, Perciformes, Anoplopomatidae. The record is from RefSeq and is a predicted model, not a curated record.